Molecule: messenger RNA, 1032 nt
Organism: Diaporthe citri
Lineage: Eukaryota; Fungi; Ascomycota; Sordariomycetes; Diaporthales; Diaporthaceae
Exons: 4
Coding region: 1-1032 (343 amino acids)
Biological process (GO): thiamine biosynthetic process
Source: RefSeq, a predicted model, not a curated record
AUGUCGACUGACAAGAUUACGUUCCUCACCAACUGGCACGCUACGCCUUACCAUGCGCCGUUGUAUCUCGCUCAGGCAAAGGGCUUCUUCAAGGAAGAGGGCAUCAAGGUUGCCCUGCUUGAGCCCAACGACCCAAGCGACGUCACCGAGAUCAUCGGAUCCGGCAAAGUAGACCUUGGUUACAAGGCUAUGAUUCACACGCUUGCUGCCAAAGCCCGUGGCUUCCCCGUCACGUCCAUUGGCAGUCUUCUCGACGAGCCUUUCACGGGUGUCGUCUACCUCAAGUCGUCCGGCAUCACCACCGACUUCCAGACUCUCAAGGGCAAGCGCAUCGGUUAUGUCGGCGAGUUCGGCAAGAUCCAGGUCGACGAGCUGACCUCCCACUACGGGAUGACCCCCUCGGACUACACCGCGGUGCGCUGCGGCAUGAACGUGUCCAAGGCCAUCAUCAAGGGCGAGAUCGACGCCGGCAUCGGCCUGGAGAACGUGCAGAUGGUCGAGCUGGAGGAGUGGCUCGCCUCCCAGGGCCGCCCCAAGGGCGACGUGCAGAUGCUGCGCAUCGACCAGCUCGCCGAGCUGGGCUGCUGCUGCUUCUGCUCCAUCCUGUACAUCGGCAACGACAGGUUCGUCGCCGAGAACCCGGCCAAGGUCCGCGCGUUCCUGCGCGCCGUCAAGCGCGCCACCGACUUCGUCCUCGAGCAGCCCGAGAAGGCCUGGCUCGAGUACGUCGACUUCAAGCCCGUCAUGGGCACGGAGCUCAACCGCAAGAUCUUCGAGCGGAGCUUCGCGUACUUCUCCAAGGACCUCAAGAAUGUCCAGCGCGACUGGCAGAAGGUCACCAACUACGGGAAGCGCCUCGGCGUCCUGAGCGCCGACUUUGAGCCCAACUACACCAACGAGUACCUUGAGUGGACUCUGGCUGGGGAGUCGCAGGAUCCUACGGGUGACCAGAAGCGCAUGGCGGAGCUGCAGAGCAACGUUGCGGACAAGGGCGGCUUCCGCCGCCUGCAGGUUGAGGAAAUCCAGGUCUGA